Ceutorhynchus assimilis (cabbage seed weevil) is the source of this 1705-nucleotide messenger RNA. Lineage: Eukaryota; Metazoa; Arthropoda; Insecta; Coleoptera; Curculionidae. The record is from the annotation of a GenBank genome assembly.
CCCUGUUGUCAGUUGUGUUGUGAUGGCCACCCACAUUUAACAAAAAUCCUUAUUUUUUAAUUAUUGUUCUGCAAUAAUAUUCAAAAUACGAUCGUAUUUAUUAAUUCCUAAUCUUCGAAUCAUCCAAGGAAAAUGUCGGCCGGACCGUAUAAUUAUUCCUAUAUUUUCAAGUACAUCAUUAUAGGCGACAUGGGCGUUGGAAAAUCUUGUUUGUUGCAUCAGUUUACGGAGAAAAAGUUUAUGGCAGAUUGUCCGCACACAAUCGGAGUGGAAUUUGGCACGCGAAUAAUCGAAGUCUCGGGACAAAAAAUAAAAUUACAAAUUUGGGACACUGCCGGUCAGGAACGUUUUCGCGCCGUCACCAGAUCCUACUACAGAGGCGCCGCAGGCGCCCUUAUGGUCUAUGACAUAACCAGACGGUCCACCUAUAAUCAUUUGAGCAGUUGGCUCACUGAUACUCGUAAUUUAACCAAUCCUAGUACAGUUAUUUUCCUUAUCGGGAAUAAGUGCGAUUUGGAGGCUCAGAGGGAUGUUACUUACGAGGAGGCCAGUAAAUUUGCUGAAGAGAAUGGGCUGUUGUUUGUUGAGGCCAGUGCAAAAACUGGCGAUAACGUAGAAGAAGCCUUUUUGGAAACGGCCAAAAAAAUCUACCAAAGCAUCCAAGACGGACGAUUAGAUUUGAACGCGGCCGAAUCCGGCGUGCAGCACAAGCCCUCUCAACCCGGCCGCAACAAUUUGUCCAACGACCAACAAGCUAAUAAGGACAAUUGCGCAUGCUAGUUUGUCCAACUCUAGGUACACAAUUUGGAAUCUCUUGUUGUUGAUUGGGUCAUUUUUUGGAAGGGGUUUUAAUUUUUAACCAGCUAAUAAUAAAAUACUUGCUUAUUUAAGCGAGUCAUCACUCUUGUUAAUUUAAUAAAAGUAUUUUGAUUUUGAGGUUACAACAUCAAUUAUAAAUUGUUAGUGUUGGGAUUUUUUCCUCGGCCAAUAAUGAUGUUAGAGUAUUAUUUAUCUAGCCCACAUAAUGUUUGUUUGAUUCCAAAAGCGUUUGUUUAAAUUAAGGUUUAUUUUUCCAAUAAUUAAUAUAUUGUUUUUUUAUGAUUUUCAUCAAAAAAAAAGUAGCUAUAAGAUAUUAAGUGUUUUAUUUAGGUACGGUUUAUUCAUCUUCAGAUAAACUAGCUAGUAACUAUCUGCAAGAUAAAUUCACCGUUCUAUAAUUCUGUUGGUCCAUGAAUAACUGGCCAACCAAUGGGAUUAUAGAUUGCGUUUUUAUCUGUCAGAUUGCAUACCUGACAAUUUAUCAGGUGAAUAAAUCGGCCCUUGAAAUAAUAAUUAUUUGUUACAUCUUAGGUAUUAAGAGAAACUUUGUAUGCCUCAUAUCUAUUAUUACUUGAAGUACCAUUAUUUAUUUGAAUUUGUCCAUUCCAAAAAUUAUUAUUGGCUUCAUUUUUCACUUACGAACAGGCAAAAUAUAAUUUAAAUUGUUGAGGCAUUAAGCUUAAACUUAGGGCACGUUGCAUUAAUGUAAUACCGUUUUAUCUUUGUUUGCAUCGCAGCCUUAUUUUAGUGAUGAAUGUUUGUAUGUGAUUUGUUUACUAUAUUAUAAAGAGAAGAGUAAAACUAUUGAUUAAAAACACUAUAAGUUAAGAUAGGGGUUGUUUUAUUACUCACUUAACGUUUUCUUGCUUAGGGUUAUUGACAAUAA